This is a messenger RNA of Leptosia nina, 522 nucleotides long. The record is from the annotation of a GenBank genome assembly. NCBI's taxonomy places the organism in Eukaryota, Metazoa, Arthropoda, Insecta, Lepidoptera, Pieridae.
AUGAACAACGGGUUCAGCACAGGAGAAGAAGAUUCCAGAGGUAAUUCUGACCAAAUAUGUUGCCUUGUGGAUGACAGCGACCGAUGCAGGCGACUCGCUGGCAACGCGUCAUAUAGCAAGCGCAUUCAAAAAACUGUAGCUCUCAAGAGGCUAAAGUUGAACAUAGAUCAUCAGGCUAGGCAUACAUACAUUUGCGAUUACCAUAAAACCAUGAUUCAGUGUGCUCGAACAAAGCAAAGGAGAAACAAAGACUCGGAAGAUGACAGCAAUGAGGCUGAGAUUGAUUCACCGGAAGUAGACUGGUUCCAAUUACAAGUCAAUACAUUAAGAAGGUAUAAGAAGCAUUACAAGGUUCCAACUAGACCUGGACUCAAUAAGUCACAAUUAGCUGACGCUAUUCAAAAGCACUUCAAAUCUCUACCAGUCAAUGAAAAAGAGAUAGUGACUUAUUUUAUCUAUAUGGUGAAGACUAAUGGUAACAAAUUAGAUCAUAAAAAUGGAAUGAAUUCUGACUCAUUGUAA